AUGAAGCUCGAUCCCAAGGCGAUCCGAUACCUCACUGCUGAGGAUUUCCGCGUCCUCACCGCGGUGGAGACAGGGAGUCGAAACCAUGAAGUGGUACCGACGCCGUUGAUUGUGCAGCUUUCGGGUCUUCGUGGCGGCAGUGGAGUUCACCGGGCUAUCUCCAAUCUGGCCAAGACGAAUCUUAUCGCCAAGGUGAAGAAUGCGAAAUACGAUGGCUAUCGGCUCACCUACGGAGGUCUCGACUACUUGGCGCUGAACGCUCACCAGAAGCAGAAAUGCAUCUACUCCGUCGGCAACCAGAUCGGUGUUGGCAAAGAAUCGGAUAUCGUCGUGGUGGCAGACAACAAAAAAACGCAAUGCAUCUUGAAGAUCCACCGUCUGGGCCGCAUUUCCUUCCGCUCAGUCAAGAACAACAGAGACUACCUGCGUCAUCGAAGCUCGGCUUCGUGGAUGUACAUGUCGCGAUUGGCUGCGAUGAAAGAGUUCGCGUUCAUGAAGGCGCUUCGCGAAAACGGCUUCCCCGUACCAGAGCCGAUUGCGCAGAACAGACACACAAUUGUUAUGAGCUUGAUCGAUGCAUUCCCACUUCGUCAGAUCUCGAAAGUCGCCAAACCGGCAUUGCUGUAUUCGGAAUUGAUGGGCUAUAUCAUGGAACUUGCUCGCUUCGGCCUUAUCCAUGGAGACUUCAACGAGUUCAACAUUCUGAUUAAAGAGGAGGAGGAUCCGAACGCGAAGGGAAAAGCUCCUGCCGACGCAGAGGAUGAUGGUGAGAAUAUCCGGCUGGUUCCGGUCAUUAUCGAUUUCCCACAGAUGGUAUCAGUUGACCAUCCGAAUGCUGAGAUGUAUUUCGACCGCGAUGUAAAUUGCAUCAAGCGCUACUUCCAGCGGAAAUUUCAUUUCGUCAGCGAUGAACCAGGCCCGUUCUUCGCAGACGCCAAGAAGCAGCUCCUGAAGAAUCCUGGGAAACGACUAGACGUUGAGGUUGAAGCCUCCGGUUUCUCCAGAAAAAUGGCUCGUGAACUGGAAGCCUACAUGAAGGAGGUUGGAGCCAACGGUGACGGAGGAGAGCCGAAAGAAGAUGACGAGGAGAGUGAUGACGAGGAAGAGCAAUCAGGAUCCGACUCGCAGGAAGAAGAGGAACAAGCCGAAGAAUAUGUAGUAAGGGGUAUCGGAUCAGAGAAAUUGGGCAAUACGCCGAUUGACGAUAUCAGUGAGAGUUCCCGGAAAUUGGGAGAACUGCACGUGUCGGAGGCUUCUGAAAGCCGGUAA
Aspergillus clavatus NRRL 1 is the source of this 1269-nucleotide messenger RNA. Its product is annotated as protein kinase RIO2. Gene Ontology annotation, cellular component: preribosome, small subunit precursor; cytosol; nucleus. Gene Ontology annotation, molecular function: ATP binding; protein serine/threonine kinase activity. Bases 1 to 1269 code for a protein of 422 amino acids. The record is from RefSeq and is a predicted model, not a curated record. Gene Ontology annotation, biological process: maturation of SSU-rRNA; protein phosphorylation. NCBI's taxonomy places the organism in Eukaryota, Fungi, Ascomycota, Eurotiomycetes, Eurotiales, Aspergillaceae. The transcript is spliced from 3 exons.